This is a messenger RNA of Austrofundulus limnaeus, 1061 nucleotides long. It is a transcript of the gene trim54, whose product is annotated as tripartite motif containing 54. Gene Ontology annotation, molecular function: zinc ion binding. Gene Ontology annotation, cellular component: cytoplasm. Lineage: Eukaryota; Metazoa; Chordata; Actinopteri; Cyprinodontiformes; Rivulidae. The record is from RefSeq and is a predicted model, not a curated record. Gene Ontology annotation, biological process: regulation of microtubule cytoskeleton organization.
GCCCGGUGCCAGCAGCACCAUGGAGAACCUGGAGAAGCAGCUGAUCUGCCCCGUCUGCCUGCAGAUCUUCUCCAAGCCGGUGGUGAUCCUGCCCUGCCAGCACAACCUGUGCCGCAGGUGUGCCGGCCACGCCUUCCAGACAGCCAACCCUCUGUGGUCUCAGCCUCGCAGCCCCUCCAGCAUCACUUCCAGCAGCGGCCGCUUCCGCUGCCCGUCCUGCCACCACGAGGUGGUCCUGGACCGCCAUGGAGUCUACGGCCUGCAGAGGAACCUGCUGGUUGAGAACAUCAUCGACAUCUACAGACAGCAGGAGGCCUCCAGGCUUGUGAGCAGGAAGCAUCAGCAGCUGAUGUGUGAAGAACACGAAGAGGAGAAGAUCAACAUCUACUGCCUGUCCUGCCAGACGCCCACCUGCUCCAUGUGCAAAGUGUUCGGACAACACAAAGACUGCAGCGUGGCUCCGCUCGGCACCGUCUACAUGAGGCAGAAGACGGAGCUGAGUGAUGGGAUUGCAGUCCUGGUUGCCAGUAACGACCACAUCCAGGAGAUGAUCUCUCAGAUGGAGGAAAUCUGCCUCAGCAUCGAGGAAAACGGGCGCAGUCAGAGAGAACACAUAGCCGAGCAAAUGGACCGCCUGGUGAUGUUGUUGGAGGAGAGGAAGCAGGAGCUGGUCGGGUUCAUCUCCAGGCAGCAGGACGACAAAAUGAGACACAUCCAGGGCCUGGUGUGUCAGCUGAACACUCGGCUGGAGGCCUCCGCCACGCUGGUGGAGCUGGCGAUCCGGUCCAUGGAGGAGACACGCCAGGCUUCGUUCAUCCAGAGUUCAACGAUCAUCCUGGAAAAGAUGGCCGAGGUGAGCAGGACCUCUCGCCUGGAGCGACUGGAGAUCGGGUACGAGAGCCUGGACCACUUCACCAUCGACACGGAGCACAUCUCUGACCUUCUGAAGAACAUGAACUUCUGCUUCUGUUCGGGGGAUGAAGAAAACCUGGAGGAGGAGGAGGAGGAGGAGGAGGAGGAGUUUAAAGACUAAAUAGAAAAUAUCCUGAUGCAUCUCAGUA